Emiliania huxleyi CCMP1516 is the source of this 882-nucleotide messenger RNA. RefSeq lists its product as hypothetical. NCBI's taxonomy places the organism in Eukaryota, Haptophyta, Isochrysidales, Noelaerhabdaceae. Gene Ontology annotation, biological process: mRNA 3'-end processing. The record is from RefSeq and is a predicted model, not a curated record. The annotation marks the transcript as partial. Gene Ontology annotation, molecular function: protein binding; RNA binding. Gene Ontology annotation, cellular component: mRNA cleavage stimulating factor complex. The transcript has a single exon.
GCGCGCUUCAGCCCGGACGGCAAGCACCUCGCUCUCGGAGCCGAUGACGGCACCGUCCGCGUCGCCGCCACGGGCGCCGCGCGCGAGCACCGGACGCUCGAGCAGCUCUCGGUGGUCCCGGGCGCGACCCGCACCUACUCGGACCACGCCAAGGCGAUCAACGACGUCGACUUCCACCCUCGCUCGCCGGUGCUCGUCUCUGCGUCUGCAGACUGCACGAUGCGCUUCUUCGACUACGCCUCGGGCGCGCCGCGCGCCUCGCGCCAGUGCACCGACACGCACGCGGUGCACGCGGUCGCCUUCCACCCGUCGGGCGACCACCUGCUCGCCGCCACAGAGCACCACGCCAUCCACCUGUACGACGCGGCAACCUUCCGCUGCUACCUCGCGCCGCAGCCGAGCGACCACCACCUAGCGCCCGUCGCGGACGCUCACUGGUCGGCGGACGGCUCGCUCUUCGCCUCGUGCGGCGGCGACGCCAUCAAGGUGUGGGACGGCGUGACGAACCGCUGCGUCCGCACGAUCGCCUCGGCGCACCUGGGCGCGCCGGUCAACACGCUCUGCUUUGGGGGCGGGGGGAGGACGCUGCUCUCGUGCGGCGCCGACUCGUGUGUGCGGCAGUGGGACGUGGGCAGCGGCAAGCUGCUCCGCGUCUUUGAGGGCGCGCAGCAGACGCGACGGACGGCCUGCUGCUUCUCGCACGAUGAGGCCCUCGUGCUCUCGUCGGACGAGAAGACGGGGGAGCUGGUGGCGUGGGAGGCGAGCACGGGCGCGCAGCAGGCGCGCUACGCCGCGCACUCGAUGCCGGUGCGGUGGCUCGCGCACUCGCCCGUGGAGGCGGUCGCGGUGAGCUGCGGCGACGACGGACUCGUCCACCUUUGG